This is a messenger RNA of Aaosphaeria arxii CBS 175.79, 1720 nucleotides long. RefSeq names its product cytochrome P450 monooxygenase-like protein. The transcript has 3 exons. NCBI's taxonomy places the organism in Eukaryota, Fungi, Ascomycota, Dothideomycetes, Pleosporales. Gene Ontology annotation, molecular function: iron ion binding; heme binding; oxidoreductase activity, acting on paired donors, with incorporation or reduction of molecular oxygen. The record is from RefSeq and is a predicted model, not a curated record. The coding region runs from base 18 to 1580 and encodes 520 amino acids.
UGUGGUUACAAGUCGUGAUGGAGUCGAUUUUACAAUUGCUGCAGGACGUUCGCGGCUAUGCUAGCCCGGCGAACAUUGGCCUUGCAUUGGGCUCGCUAAUUGCUUGUGCCGCAAUCUAUGCUUUCUAUGGAUGCAUUUACAAUAUCUACUUUCAUCCUCUAUCUCACAUUCCCGGCCCUUUUCUCUCUCGUGCCUCUGGUAUCCCGUAUACGCUGCGCUUGCGCAAUGGCAGCAUCGCACCCUGGAUCCAGAAGCUGCACCGUACUUAUGGUGAUGCGGUUAGAGUGACACCCACCGAAGUUUCGUUCAUCUCUGGCGAAACGGCAUGGCAAGAUAUCUACGGAUUCCGCAUCGGGAAGCAUGCAAAGACUGGCGCGUACUCCAAAGAUCUUCAAUGGUUCCCCAAGCCGCACAACGGAAGCUAUUCCCUGGUCGGUGCAGAUGAGGAGACGCACUCUCGAAUGCGAAAGACUAUGAGCCAUGCCUUCAGUGACAAGGCCCUGAGAGAGCAAGAAUACCUCGUACAGGAGUUGAUCGAUCAACUCAUUCAGAGACUCCACGAGAAAGUUGAAGAAAAGAACCCCGUCUUGGAUAUCACGCGUUGGUACAAUUACACGACUUUCGACAUCGUGACAGACCUCACUUUCGGCGAAUCUUUGCAUUGUCUAAGAGAUAGAGGUACUAACCCAUGGAUUGAUAUGGUUUUCAGCGCCCCCAAAGCCAUUGGAACUCUUGCUACCCGCCGCAAGUACCCAAUCUUCGACUAUUAUGACAGAUUCACGGCGUUCUUCUCCGAUAACUCCAAGACUGUUAGCCAGCGUAUCGCGUUCUUCAAGCUUGUGACCACCAAAGUAGAAGAGAGAAUAGCCAAGCAAACCGACCGGCCAGAUUUCAUGACUCACAUACUGAAGAACAAUGGCAUUGGGGAAAAGGCUUUGACCAGACCUGAGAUAGUGGCUAACAGCGCGCUGUUGCUAGUUGCUGGCAGCGAAACAACCGCCACGACAUUGAGCGGUGCAACAUGGCUUAUGCUCAAGAACCCAGAGGUCUACAAGAAAGUUGUUGCUGAAGUGCGAUCGCGCUUCACAAGCCAAGACCAGAUCACCAUGGAGGAAGUCAAUAAAUUGGAAUACCUCAUCGUCAUGUUUCAAGAAGCGUUCCGAUACUACCCCCCCGUUCCUACAGGUUUCCCUCGCAUAGUCCCUCCUGGCGGCGACAGAAUCUCUGGUUUCUAUAUCCCUGAAGGCACUUCUGUUUAUGUUUCCCAGCAUGCGACGAACCAUUCCGAUCGCAAUUUUGCGGAUCCAGAAGCGUUCGUGCCAGAACGAUGGCUCAAGAACCCCGACGCCAAGUACAAGAAUGACAAACAGUCCGUCGUCAAUACGUUUUCCUUUGGUCCCCGUGCCUGUCUCGGCAAAAACCUUGCAUAUGCCGAAAUGCGCCUGAUCAUGGCCAAAGUUCUCUUCAAUUUUGACCUGGAACUACAACCAGAAAGUUAUGAUUGGAUGUCUAGGAUGAAGGUCUUCACACUUUGGGACAAACCGCCGCUAAUGGUGUCUUUGCGGCCCGUAAAGCGGUGAAAAGUCGUUGCGGAGUGGUGACGCAUGCUUUGCCUCGUGGCAUAAUGACGAAGAUACGAUAGAGGAAAAUGCUAGCUAUGUUACAAUGAUCAAUCAUGUAUAUCGUGUACUAAUACGAAUGGGCGACAAGCUCGGCUUUC